Messenger RNA from Nicotiana attenuata, 462 nucleotides. RefSeq lists its product as uncharacterized. NCBI's taxonomy places the organism in Eukaryota, Viridiplantae, Streptophyta, Magnoliopsida, Solanales, Solanaceae. The transcript has a single exon. The record is from RefSeq and is a predicted model, not a curated record. The coding region runs from base 1 to 462 and encodes 153 amino acids.
AUGUCCCCAUAUCAGUUGGUGUUUGGAAAAGCCUGUAAUCUUUCGGUGGAAUUAGAGCACAAGACAAUGUGGGCCUUGAAGAAACUAAAUCUUGAUUGGGAUGUAGCCGCUAACUUGCGGGUUGCAAAUUUGAAUGAAUUGAAUGAAUUUCGAUACCAUGAUUACGAGAGUUCCUCCUUAUACAAAGAAAAGAUGAAGUACCUUCAUGACAAGUAUAUUUGGAAUAAGGAGUUCAAGGCCGGUGAUCUAUUGUUGUUGUUCAACUCAAGGUUGAGAAUGUUUUCCGAGAAGCCUAAAUCAAAGUGGAGUGGUCCAUUUGAAAUUGUUGGUAUGACACCCUUUGGUGCUUUUGACUUGAAGAACAAGAACAAUAAAAUAUUUUGGGUCAAUGGUUACCGAGUGAAGCAUUAUUUGGGGAAAGUUGGUGAAAUUCACGUGGUGACAGUUCUUUACUUCAAUUGA